Molecule: messenger RNA, 825 nt
Organism: Juglans microcarpa x Juglans regia
Lineage: Eukaryota; Viridiplantae; Streptophyta; Magnoliopsida; Fagales; Juglandaceae
Exons: 1
Coding region: 1-825 (274 amino acids)
Molecular function (GO): nucleic acid binding; RNA-DNA hybrid ribonuclease activity
Source: RefSeq, a predicted model, not a curated record
AUGUCAAGAACUGCUGCCACUUUUCAAAAUCUGAAGAAAAAAUAUGUCAUGGAAGUUGAUCAGUGUGCAUUUUGUGCUCAAGUAAGUGAAGAUGUUGCUCAUGCUUUAUUUUACUAUUCUAAUGUAAGGAGGGGUUGGAUGGAUUUUUGUUCUCAAAUGGGUAUUGUGGAUACUGAUUUUUCUUUUUGGGAUUUGGCAAAUCUUGCACUGGAUAGAGGGGCGGAUGAGUUAUUGACAAAAUUUGUUAUAAUUGCUUGGGGGAUUUGGUAUAGAAGAAAUAAAUUUCUCUAUGAGCAGGUUUCUAUGCAAAUUAGUGUGGUUGUGAAUAAUGCUUUGAAUAUUCAGCAUAAGCAGUUACAAGUUUUUGAUGUUUCUAAUAAGAAGAUACAUAGAGUUGUGUCUUGGAAUCCUCCUCCUAUUGGAUUUUUGAAGUUGAAUGUUGAUGGGGCUAUGUUUGGAGAUCAAAAUUUUGCAGGGGUAGGGGUACUUCUUAGAGAUCAUAAUGGUGAUGUUGUAGUGGCCUGUAGCAAAUCUGAAAGGGAAGUCUCUUCUGCGGAAUUUAUUGAGGCAACAACUUUGUUAAAGGGUUUACAACUAUGUGCUCAAUGGGGAGUCCCAAAAGUGUUAUUAGAAACUGAUUGUUUGAUACUUGUGCAUGCUUUGAAUGAUAUGGCUGAAUUUCUAACUGACUUUGACUUUAUUCUACAAGAUAUUCGUAGACUCAUGAGGGGUUUUCAAGAGGCAAAAGUUGUUCAUGUUAAUCGGCUAGGCAAUAUGCUACUCACCAGUUGGCAAGAUAUGCUUGAGAAGUUAAUGAUGUUGUGA